Cygnus atratus (black swan) is the source of this 237-nucleotide messenger RNA. RefSeq names its product gallinacin-3-like. The transcript has 3 exons. NCBI's taxonomy places the organism in Eukaryota, Metazoa, Chordata, Aves, Anseriformes, Anatidae. Bases 1 to 237 code for a protein of 78 amino acids. The record is from RefSeq and is a predicted model, not a curated record.
AUGAAGAUCCUGUUCCUGCUCUUCCCCUUCUUCCUCCUCUUUCUCCAGGGCACUGAAAUUUUGUCCAAUGCAGAAUUGGAGGGGGAAAUUGUCGUUUUGGGGGCUGCCAGUUCGCUGAAACACAGAUUGGGAAAUGUUUCGGUUUCGUACCCUGUUGCAGCAGGAUAUGGGGUUGAUGCCCUGAAUUCUGUGAGCAGGAUGUCCCCCUCGCUUCUCGCUCCUGGAAACAGCUCCUGA